This is a messenger RNA of Nezara viridula (southern green stink bug), 1785 nucleotides long. The record is from the annotation of a GenBank genome assembly. Lineage: Eukaryota; Metazoa; Arthropoda; Insecta; Hemiptera; Pentatomidae.
AGGAAUAAACUCAAUUAUGUCAACACACUGUACAUUUCACAAUUAGUAUUGGUAUUUAAAAUUCUAAAAUUUAAUGUUUACAUUAUGUUUGAUUCUAGUAAUAUUUAUUAUCACACUGCUAUUGAAAUCUCAUCCAAGAAACAGAGAUUUAUCAAAAUGUGAUCCAAUGAUAGUAUUACAUGAAGGUGAAAAACUAUAACUCUUACUAAAAAUCAGACAUUAUAACAGUAAAAAUUGGUUUUUAAAAAAAUAUGCCAUUUCAAAGUCUUUGAAAAUAAUAAAAGAAACCAAAGACAGAGCUGUGAAAUAUUUGAACAUUGGUAUGGACAACAACAGAAGCUAUCCAGAUAGUUAUUACAACUAUGGGGAAUACAAUGAAUACCAGAAUUACAGACAACCAUCAUCAUCAAGGAAUGAAAAUUUACUGCCUAAGGAAACUGUUCUAAAAGCAUCGGAUGGAAACAAAUCUUAUUAUAGAGGUCAAGAAAACUUUCAGGAUAGUUAUUCUGAAGAUCAAUCAUGGAAUACGCAAACAAGAAGGGUACCAAACCCUUCUUAUUCAAUGUUUCCAUCAUCACAUAAGAAAAACUUGAGCCAUUCUGUAGCAGAUUCACAGCUGCGGAAUAACUUGCCACAAACACGUGACUUGCCUAUUAAAGGAAUUUUAGUAGGUGGACACAAUGGAAAUAAUUUGGAAGGAAUGCACAGAAAUAAUAUUUCAGAGCAAGGAAUGACACAAGAAAGAAAAGAAACGAAUCAACGAAGAGUUAAAACUCCACAAUCAAAUUACAGAUUACCUCCUUACAGGGACAAUGAAAAUCUGAUGGCAACAUUAUGUGGAGGUGAACCAGUGAUAGAUAUGGAUGAUAGUCAAUAUUACUUAAUAAAUGACAGAAAACUAGGACCAGACAAUGACAAAAAUUUUUAUGAUGAUUAUAAUGAGCAGACAGAUGAUGAAAUAUCGUAUAAAGAAGGAAAUGUGUAUGAUUAUAAUGCUACUGAUAAUGCGUAUGAGUCCUCCAUACGUGAUAUGGCUAUGUUUGAUCCCAGAGAGAGAGCAAAUAAACAAUUCCCAAAACCAAUGCAUGGUAAUAGCCACUGUGAAAAACCUGAGAGUUCACCGUAUAGCAAUAAUGAUGAUUAUUAUAUGGUUCAACAACGGAAUACUCCAAGUUCAUCACAAGGAUAUAAUCAAAGUAGACUACAAAAUUUGAAUAGGAAUAGAACUUUAAUGCACUCUCCAUCUAAUAGACAAGAGAUGUAUAAGCAAUUAGCUACUGAAAAAUUAAAUGAAACAUUUAAUGAAUUAAAAAAUGCAGGUUUGAAUGAGAAAAAUGAAGAAUAUAAACCUCAAAGACAAGAUAGUUUUGCUGGAAUGGAUAGGUAUAAAUAUCAAGACUUGAUAAAUGAGAACACUAAAAGAUCAGCAAUGAUGUCUCAUUUGAAUAAAUACAAAACUAGUAAUGAUAAUGAACAGAUUAAUAGGAGAUUGUAUUAUCCUUUGAGCAAAACACAAGAUGCAAGCUGUAAUACUAAUAGGAAAAUCCAGAUGGGUCCAGAAGAACUGAAGUCCAAAAACAGCUCCCAAGGAGAACCUGGAUCAUUUGUCCAUAUGCAUAAAGAAUAUCAGAAUUGUCCGUCUGUCCCAGGUUGUUGUGUUGAUGUCUAUAGCAAUUAUAGGAAAGAAAAGAUUCCAGACAGCAUGUAGAGAAUCGAAUAAACUUGUCCAUGAUGGUCGAUGAACAUUUGCCCUAAAUCAGUUGAAUAAAUUUUUAUUCAUUGUUU